AUGGCAGAUAACGGGGAGAGUUCUUCUCUCAACCCAUCACGGGCUGUACCAAUUCGAUCUCCCUCCCUUCGAUCAGCAUCGCCUGCUCCAGAUGGAAGCAUUCGACAGGCCUCGAUUGCCCGUCUGGCAUCGCCAGUCCCCUCUCCGUCCUUGGGAACAUCGUUCUCAUCUCGACCAGGUGUCCCCGCCAGCCGACCAAUCACGACCACAACGUCCAACCUUACAUCUGAACACAAUUUCCGUGCUGUGAAUGAUCUGUCAUCGCUUCCAGGACCAGGUCAUUCUAUGAUUGCAUCUCAACUGCAGGAAAGUCUUGGUCGCUCGCCUCCGAGGUUUGGGACUCCCUCUCGAGUAGCCAGUUCGCCUAUGGGGCCCUCGUUCAUAGAUAACCGCCCCAUGGCUUCGCAAUAUGGUUCUUUUGACAACAAAAACGGCGGCGACUCUCCUGCGCCAUUUGAGGAUCCGGAGGUAGUGAAAAGGCAUCUUGUCCUUCCACAACAUAUCUCUGAACAUCGCGAUACCGGCUCGGAGCUUGGAACUAGUUUAGGUGGCGAGGAUCACUUCUCAAGUCUACAGCUACAAGGAGGCGACAUGACUCGAGAGGUUUACCGAUGGGCAGAAGAUGCGGAUUCCGAAAAUCGAUUCGCGCGCAGCAAGAGUUUCAGCGUCAGUCGGCCAGCUCCGUCAGCAGAGACUGAGGAUAUCCACACAAUACUCGUACCAGGAGGGUUCCGACGUGACUAUCUGCGUCGGACGGCAGGCAGUCCGCACCGUGGGAGUGUGAACGGAUCAAAUUCGGGGGCUACGCCAGCCCAGCCUCAACUCCCUACCUCGAGCUUUUUGGAAUUCCUUACAUUGUAUGGCCACUUCGCUGGUGAAGAGUUGGAGGAAGAUGACGAAGUCCUAGGCCCUGACGAGUAUUUCUCGUCUGAUACUUGGGAUGAACCGGAUGAGAGCAGGGAAUCUGGAGAAGAUGCAGCCCUGCUCCAGGGUGACAGCGCCGGCCGCAGGAAACGAAAGCACAAGCAACGUGCACCUCCAGGGACAACAACUGUCACUGGUGCUGUCAUGUUGUUGCUUAAGUCUUUUGUUGGUACUGGAAUUCUUUUCUUGCCCCGAGCGUUCUUGAAUGGUGGCUUGCUAUUCAGUAGUUUGGUGCUUCUAGGUGUCUCUCUAUUGAGUUACUAUGCCUUCAUUCUGUUGGUUAACACUCGUAUGAAGAUUAAUGGGUCGUUCGGUGACAUUGGAGGUGUUCUUUUUGGCAAGCACAUGAGACGCAUCAUUCUUGGCUCUAUUGUGCUCAGUCAGUUGGGAUUCGUAUCUGCAUACAUUGUUUUCGUUUCGCAGAACUUGCAGGCGUUCGUGCAGGCCGUGAGCAACUGCAAGUCCUUCAUUGAUCUUAAGUAUUUCAUGUUCCUGCAAGUUAUCAUUUUCUUGCCUCUCUCGUUGAUUCGAGAUAUCAGCAAGUUGGGCUUCACUGCCCUGAUUGCGGACGCAUUCAUUCUCUUGGGUCUCCUAUAUAUCUACUACUACGAUGCCAGCACCUUGAUUGGCAAUGGGGGCAUCGCGGACGUAAUCUCGUUCAACCCUGCGACAUGGUCUAUGUUCAUCGGUACAGCUAUCUUCACUUUUGAGGGUAUCGGUCUUAUCAUUCCUAUCCAGGAGUCGAUGAAGCAGCCUCAACGCUUCCCAGGUGUUCUAGCUGGUGUCAUGGUCCUGGUUACCUUGGUCUUCCUUUCUGCUGGUGCGCUCAGCUAUGCCGCUUACGGAUCGGCUACCAAGACCGUCAUUCUCCUUAACUUGCCUCAGGAUGACAAGUUCGUCAACGUGGUCCAGCUCCUCUACUCUCUUGCCAUUUUGCUCAGCACGCCUCUACAACUCUUCCCUGCUAUUCGUAUUAUGGAGAAUGAGCUCUUCACUCGCAGCGGCAAAUAUAACCCAUACAUCAAGUGGCAAAAGAAUUCAUUCCGAUUCUUCUUGGUGGUCGUGUGUGCCGUCGUUGCUUGGGCUGGAGCUGAUGAUCUAGAUAAAUUUGUUUCGCUGGUUGGAAGUUUUGCUUGUGUCCCACUGAUCUAUGUCUACCCGCCCCUUCUUCACCUCCGCGCCUGUGCCCACUCCCGGCGCCAGGCUAUUGCUGAUAUCGCACUCGCUGUCUUUGGUGUUAUUGGCUGCGCCUAUACCACGACCACGACGAUUCAAAAUUGGAUUGGUGGUGGUGAAGUCCCAAGUCCGGGCUACUGUGAUUCCAAAUAA
Messenger RNA from Penicillium malachiteum, 2253 nucleotides. RefSeq names its product putative amino acid transporter. Gene Ontology annotation, molecular function: amino acid transmembrane transporter activity. NCBI's taxonomy places the organism in Eukaryota, Fungi, Ascomycota, Eurotiomycetes, Eurotiales, Aspergillaceae. The transcript has 2 exons. The coding region runs from base 1 to 2253 and encodes 750 amino acids. The record is from RefSeq and is a predicted model, not a curated record. Gene Ontology annotation, biological process: amino acid transmembrane transport.